Messenger RNA from Drosophila biarmipes, 971 nucleotides. Its product is annotated as mpv17-like protein. NCBI's taxonomy places the organism in Eukaryota, Metazoa, Arthropoda, Insecta, Diptera, Drosophilidae. The transcript is spliced from 4 exons. Bases 215 to 796 code for a protein of 193 amino acids. The record is from RefSeq and is a predicted model, not a curated record. Gene Ontology annotation, cellular component: cytoplasm; membrane.
UUGAAAUCUGGCAAUUUGCAAUCAUUGCAAUUAGUUUUUAUUUCUUGGCCGAGCCAAACGCCUCGCGAAUCGUCGCGGGUUAUUCGUACAAACUACUGCUGAGGAUUUCGAGUGCGACAAGUUUUCGCGGAAAUCAUCUGCGUGUUUAUAGCACUUUCGUGGAAGUAGGACUGGCACUGACGAUCGGGAAGAUUAUCACACGAGGGCGUCGAAAAUGUUUCGUAAUUUUGUGAAUUUUACAAACAAAUACAAAAUUAUCCGGGGCAUGAUAUCAUAUGGCACCCUCUGGCCCUGCGGAUCGCUUAUCGAGCAGACCAUGAUCGAGAAGAAGACAUUCCGAACGUACGACUGGACGAAGUGUCUCAGGUUCAGUUUAUUCGGCUUCUUUUUCAUGGGGCCGACCAUAUAUGUGUGGAUCAGACUGGCGGGCGUUAUGUGGCCCCGCACUGAUAUUAAGUCGUCGUUCUGCAAGGCGAUCACCGAGCAGACCGCCUACGAUCCGAUGGCCAUCAGCUCGUUCCUCUUCUUCAUGACCUUGAUGGAGGGCAACUCGUACGCGGAGGCCAGACGGGAGGUCAGCGAUAAAUUCCUGGACGCCUACAAGGUGGGCGUUAUUUAUUGGCCCUGCGUGCAGACGGUGAACUUCGCCUUCGUGCCGGCGCGGAACCAGGUCAUAUUCACCUCCUUCUUCAGCAUGUGUUGGACCACCUUUCUGGCCUACGUCAAGUUCCUGCAGCUACAUCCUCCCGUCGAUGUGGACCACCACGCCCUGGACAUCCACUUCCUGGAGAUGUGAGUUACCCAGUUACCCAAAAUGUGAUGGUACCACGCCAAAGGCACGCCUCUUGGAAUGAGUUAAUGACAUGUCAUCUCCCUUGUAUAUAUUUUUGUGGGCCGCUGGCAUUGUAUAAAUACAUUUGUGUGUAUGUACGCCCAUUUAUUCCUUCCUGAUAAAUAAGUUGUGAUAAGUU